Porites lobata is the source of this 27733-nucleotide messenger RNA. Lineage: Eukaryota; Metazoa; Cnidaria; Anthozoa; Scleractinia; Poritidae. The record is from the annotation of a GenBank genome assembly.
AGGAAUAUCAAAAAUGCAGUCAUUGGCAACAAAGCAAAGAAAUCAUCUUUUAUCAGACUUAAUGUCAUACCAAAGGUUAUUGAACUGCUUGUGCAGGACGACACUGGAAUUGAGUUUGUGGUUGAGUCAGUUGUCUUGUUGGGCAGCCUGGCAAGAGGUGUAGUAAAAACCUUUUGUUAAUAAUUUUUGGGCUCAUAUACAUGUAUCAAUGGUGUGCUCUAAGAAAAUGGAGCCCAGUGCUCUUAUGCUGUGAAAUCCAGUGUGCCCAGCAUAAGAUUUCUAUGAAAAAACUAAGAUUUUCUAGUCACCCCAGAGCAAAAGUAAAAUGCCAGAGACCACUAGGCACUGCUGGAGCACUACCCUGGUAUAAUUAUAGAUUUCAUGGAGUGUGAAGUUUGCUUCAUAAGAAUCUACCUUUACAACUGUACUCUCAUACCAAAACUAAUUAACAAUUAUUAGGCAACAAUGAGCAACAUCUCGUGAUUUGUUAGUGGCAAGCAGAUCAAUAAUAACAUUGAUCUGCAAGAGAGACACUGGCAAAUCACGAUAUUUUGCGAUGACCGAGUUCAAUAUGUUUUAUCAUUGCAUGACCAAGUUUGUUUUUUAAUUAAUAUCUUUGGGAAACAAUGCGACCUGCCAUUUUUCACAGAAGAGCGAUCGCCAAAAGGAAAACGAUUGGUUUUGUUUACGCAUGAGCAGAGUAUUAGUUGUAGCCAAACACAGUAUUUAGGACGACAUUGCGCAUGAGCAGACCAUUACUUGUAGGCAGUUAUUCGCAUGGUGGGCUUUCGGUCAAUGAAAAGGAAGAAAAAUUUGCAACAAAUGAUAAACACUUUUAUUAAUUAUUUUAUCAAUCUUCUCUGAUCCACUAUUUUCAGGUUCUGCUGAAAAUGUUGAAGCCCUCUUGGAAGCUCACUCACUGGAAGUAUUUUUUAAAGGUAAAGCAUCAUUGUAUACCCAUGAGACACCAUCAGUUUUCUCCUGAUAAUAUAAAUAUGUCAUUAACGAAAGAGGUUAUCACGCAAGAACAAAUGCUUUGAUCUUUAAACAAGUUCUCUCAACUAUUCUAAUUCUUUAAGGGAAUGUACAUAGAGAAUUUUGCGUGACGAUAUUAGGGCUUAUAAAAUCAAUGCUACCAAAAUCGUAGCUUUUAAUUGCCAAAAAUGUUUGUUUAACACUCAGCAUACUCAUGGGGCAAAAAUAAUAUAACGUAUCAGACAUUUUUACGAUGUUGUUCAGACAUUACUGUAUUACUACCAUAAUAAUAUACAUCAAAAAAUUUCUCGAUUAUGAAUGGCUAAGAGGAAUGCAGUUUUUAGGUAACACGGUGCAGAAAAAAGGUAAUUGAGUGCAGAAAAAGGGUAAUUUAGUGCAGAAAAGAGUAACAAACGUGACAUUCUGAUUGGCUAAUAAACAAAGGAACUCACUGAGAGCCAAUCAAAUGCGCCAUCUAAAUGGCGCAAAAUUUGGAUCCGCUGACGGACCAGUUUCGAGCAAAAACCGCAAUGGUUGGCGUUUGCAGCACAUUUGCUUUUGCGACCGAAACAACUGUAGAGGAGCAGAAAAACUGCUCUAAAAACGGAAACACUGCAAAAAGCACUGGUUUUUGGCUCUCUCUUUGGAAGAAGUGGUGCGUAGGUAAGGAAAUUACUGAUGAAGUAGAAAAUUAUGAGCCGGCUGAGCUUAACACUUUGCUCGAGCAUUUCUACGCCGAAGUAAACAAUACAAACAAGGUGAAGAUUAUGAACCAGAAAGCCUUAAAGUAAUGAAGGCAUCGCUUGAUAGACACUUAAAGAACAAAGGCUGCACCCUGUCCAUUGUACGUGACUGAGAAUUUAGUUCGUCCAAAGAGGUGUUGGAGGAAAAAGCGAAACAGCUUCGCUUGGCUGGUCGUGGUAAGCGCCCAAACAAAGCUCGGCAAGUAUCAGAGAAGGAAGAAGAAAUUCUCUGGAAGAGCGGAAAACUCGAGGUAAUAACCCAGAAUCUCUAAUUCAAACACAUUGAACAAUUCCAUGAACUGUUCAGCCCGUUUCUGCAGCUUGCAAACUUUAAAAACAUCGAGCAAAAUGUUGUUUUGACUGCACGUGUGAUGAUAUUUGCAGCAUUUGAAUAAUUUAUUUUUGCACGUAGUUUACGCGGGUUGACUUCCUAUUAAAGAGAUUUUAAAGCCAUCUCGCAAUUUUUUCAUGAAUAUUAUUAAUAAGUAAUCACAUGAUUUUUCUCGUGCAAUUUGGGAUAAAUAAGCACUCGUAAAUUUUUUCAAAGACCACAAAUUGCACUCGCCCUACGGGCUCGUGCAAUUUUAUUAGCCUUUGAAAAAAUUUACUCGUGCUUAUUUUAUUCCAAAUUGCACUCGAAAUCAUGUGAUUACCUGUACAAACAAACUUUUGAACUUAGCGUUCCAUACUAUAAAAGCAUGGCCCCUCAAAAACAUGCUUGCAUUACUAUCUUCUUGGGGUGCACCUAUUUAAAACAGAGGGUUGUCUCAGGGACCAAGUAAGGGAUUGUAUAUUCCCUGGGCUGCCUGUGCUCGAAGACAAUGGAUUAAGGGUUUUGUUCAGGCACUACCAGAAAGAAGGCAAACAUCAGUGAGUAAGGAUUUCAGUAAAAAAUGUCUUCAGGUAGAGUACACACCCCCUGUCAAGUAUUAGUUAUUGAAAAGCCUGAGUGAUGAAAUCAACACACACUGCACUGUGGAAAGAUUUUAUUGGGAUUGCUCGCAAUGAUUACCAGCUUAAGUAAGUAAGUAGUAUGCUUGCAUAGUAACUGGGAAAUAUGGUGAUUUUUCCUUUUUACCUGGUGGUAGAUUUUAUUGUUAUAUUUAGAGAGAUUUAGGGUCAAGCUUAUGGCAAAUGGUAAACGUCAGAUUCAAGUUUAGAAUUUCUCAAAAUAGAAAAUAAGCAGAUAAAAACAGCUGGAAACAAUUGUUAUGGAUAAAACUGGUGUCCAACUACUAUCUUUUUUGUAGAGGUAAAGAACAGUAAUGACAAGUAAAGGGAAGACUUGAUUAGGUGGUACAAAUUCAUGUUUGCUGUUUACCAUAAACAUGACUCUUAAUCUCUGUGUUGUCUUUAAAUUUGUCCCCUUUUGCAGGUAUUUGUCAUUCAGAUCCCAGAGUUGUUGAAGCAUCAGUCAGAUCACUGAGAACACUAUACUAUUCUCAUCUCACUCCAUGUGCUCCAAUCUUUAAUGUAAGAAUGUCUCUUUAACCUUUUUGUCUCUCAGAAGUGGCCAAAAUCAAAAUUUGAAAAUUUUGCAGUUAUAGUAUCCUUAGUCUGAAUUUCAAAUCCUGUCAUUUUACACAAUGAGGAGGAAGCCAUGUCUUUGCUGAUAUGUGACUUUUUUUUUGCUUGUCUAUGUCACUGGCACGGUUUUAACCCUUCAGUUUCACUUGUCUUCAGUUGUGUCUUAAAAUUAUUGCUGGAAUUUUACAGCUGGGCCUUUAUCAUGUAUGUGAUACAGUGUGUGUGUUUAUUGUGGGUGACAAGAGGAGCCCUUCUGUUUUAUUAAUUGUCCCAUUUAUGUUCUGCCUUAAAAUCUUUGCUGAUAUUUUACAGCUGGGCCUCCAUCAUGUAUGCGAUACAGUGUAUGUGUUUAUUUUAGACUUAUAAAGAGUUACAUGUACAUCUACUGGUCGCAUAAGGUCAUCUAAGUUUCCAAAAAGCAACAUGGUACUAAGGAGGAACAAUUUUAUUAUAACGUAUUUGAAAGCUGUAGAAGGAUGGGAGAGUCCAGACCAUAAAAAGCUUCAUACAGGGGGAUCUUGACCAUCCCUACUCUAUUGAAAUUUUUGUAAUAAUAUUAUUGUUCCCCUCACCCUCCAGAACCCAAGCAUUGUUCCUCAGCUAGUUGAGCUGCUGUCAAGUUCUUUCUCUAAUGCUGAGUGUGCAGCUUCCAUUCUUUCCAAAUGUUGCCAGGUAGGCUAAUAAUGAAGGGGGAUGUGCCCUUCAUGCAAAAAGCUUUCUCAUUAGCGGUCUUGAAUAUCUUCCUAAAUGGCCACCACCCAUCCCUUUUUCUCUUUCUCUUGCAAGAAAGUUGAAAACCAUUGUUGUUCAGAUGAAAGUUCCACAUGAAAGUGGUAUCAAAGAGGUUUGAUUUGAAUAGUCACACCAUAGGAUUUUGUCCACAGACUGAAUUUACAACAUAAUAAACAGUACCACAGGAAAUUGCUGCUCAGUAGCUUUCAUUUGAAUGGUCACACUUCAGGAUUUCAUCCACAGAAUCAAAAGUUAGAACCACCUUGUACAGUGAAAUAAACAGUACCAAAGGAAAGUAAUGCUCAGUAGCUUUCAUUUGAAUAGUCACACUUCAGGAUUUCAUCCACAGAUUCAAAAUUUAGAAUUACCUUGUACAGAAUAAUAAACAGGACCACAGGAAAGUACUGCUCAGUAGCUUUCAUUUGAAUGGUCACACUUUAGGAUUUCAUCCACAGACUCAAAAGUUAGAACCACCUUGUACAGUGUAACAAACAGCACCACAGGACAGUACUGCUUAAUAGCUUUCAUUUGAAUGGUCACACUUCAGGAUUUCAUUCACAGACUCAAAAUUUAGAAUGACCUUGUACAGUAUAAUAAACAGGACCACAGGAAAGUACUGCUCAGUAGCUUUCAUUUGAAUGGUCACACUUAAGGAUUCCAUCCACAGACUCAAAAGUUAGAACCACCUUGUACAGCAUAAUAAACAGUACCACAGGAAAGUACUGCUCAGUAGCUUUCAUUUGAAUGGUCACACUUUAGGAUUUCAUCCACAGACUCAAAAGUUAGAACCACCUCGUACCGCAUAAUAAACAGUACCACAGGAAAGUACUGCUCAGUAGCUUUCAUUUGAAUGGUCACACUUUGGGAUUUCAUCCACAGACUCAAAAGUUAGAACCACCUUUCCACCCUUCACUCUGUUUAUUUUUAUUUAUUUAUUUGCCAGAAAAUCAAUAUAAAUUACAAAAAUGUUAGUUAAAGAUUAAAGCAACGUAAAUUGUAAGUAGAAGAAUUAAAAGUAUUUUUAUGACGAGGAAGCUCAAAUCGAAACCAUGGGGCUUAUUAUAUGAGCUUCCUCCCUAACCUAAGACUAAAUAUAAUGAAUAAAUAAGCGGUGAAAUUAUACUUAAAUAUAAUUAGGAUAAAAAGCAAGCGAAACAAAACAGACAAAAAGCAGCAAAAAACAACAUUAGGUAUAGUAUUAUAUACAAGACAGCUUAGUGGUGAAUCAGCAAAGAGAAAAUGUUUUCGAACUGGUAUUGAAAGGGUUCAGUAACAGUUUAAUUUGUUCUCUGUAGGGUCCUGCUCAUCAAGCUUUGUUGUGUAACAUGGGAGCAGUAAAUGCUCUGAUGCCGCUUCUUGUAUGCGACAUUCCCAAGAUACAGCAGCCAGCCUUACUAUGUUAUUCAGCUAUGUCAUUUCAAAAUGGUGCUGUGUCAUUAGCAAUGAAAUCAGGUAGGUUUUAUUUUUCAUUCAAAAUGAUUAUGUGAAUUGUUGUUCCACUUGAGUUUUGAACAGUUUAGCAUCAUCAUGGAAAAAUGGUCUGUUUCUACCUUGGUUCAAAUGACUUCAUAAAAUAUAAAGCACAACAGAAAAUUAUGCAACUAUCUUCUUCUAACACAGAAAAUUAUGCAAGUAUCUUCUUUGUUGUCAUCAUCACAUAAAAUCCUAUAGAAGUACAGUGAAACCUUGGAGCCAUGAAAUUCUGGUUUUAAUAACGAGAAGGUUUUUUAAUAUCUUCAAAGGUUUUCAUGAAAGAAAAUGACUGUCGUGAGUGUUUAUAAGUUUAAGUCAAAAUCAGACAUAGAACCAGGAAGUUCAGACAGAGGGAUCUGGGAGACUUGCCAGCUGUUGGGAUACAGCCUACUGGUAUUUGUUUAUUUGUUAAAGAACACAAUUUCAAAAAAAAAGAGAAGCUUAAGCCCCUUGUCCCCCGUUUUAAAUCUGCCAAUGAAAAUAGUGUGGUCAUAAUGAGUGGCCAUAUUUAACAAGUUUUGUGAUGUAGGGUUACAGUGUGGUAAGAAGCUGUACAAAGAAUGAAAAUUAAAGUGAUCAAUACAUGUUGUGCAUUCUCUUUUCUGCUACAAUUUUAAGUAGUAAUGUUGCAAAGAGUAAUUUGAUAACAAUCUUUCAUGAGGCUUCCAGGUGUACAAGGCAUAGGGUGACUACAGAUAACAAUUUCCUUUUUGUUCUUGUUAGCUUCUCACGAGGGUGAGAAUCUGAUUCAGAUUUUCACCAAGCUUCUCUCAAGAGACAGACCAGAUGAGAUUCAGCUGGGAGCUGCAAAAUGGUUAGUGUCGGCACCACAGUAAAUUCUUAUAAGGAGACCCUGUAGUCUUAGAUAAUAGCCGACAUUGCUCGGCGCCACUACUGGUCUUUUGCAAAAUGACGUCUGAGGAGCGACGGCAGAUAUUCAAUACUGAUGACGCGGCUCUACGAGGACUUGGCAGUGACAGGUCUUGUAAAUCAGGUGGCCAUUAUCACAUGCACACAGUAGGGACAAUAGGCCCUUUGCAGCUACUCUAGCCAUUUACGUGGCACAAAACUGCUGUUCUGGAGAGGAAAAGUUGCACUGGGACAAGAUAAAAAAAAGACAUACAUUAUUUUAAAUGGUAAUUUCCUUUGUUUAUCUUGUCCCAGUGCGACGUUUCUCCCCUGGGGUACUCCCAUACAUUACCUAUACGGGUAUGUGCCACCCAACGGGGUCGUGAUUUUGAAGCUCCUGAUUUAGAACGGGGUAUCCAUUUCAGAGGCGUUUUCUAGAACGGGGUAUAAUAUUUCGAACGCACGAAAGUCCCAGUUUUGUAAGCAACCAUUUGAAAUUAUUCAAGGACAGAUUGCUUUUAAAAAUACGGUUCAAUGCGUUAGCAAGCAAAGUGUUGUACUCUUUGCACCUUAGAACGGAGUAUAAAAAAUUGGCCCAUUUCUAGAACGGGGUAUCAGUUUUAGGGCGAAUUCUAGAACGGGGUAUCAAUUUUAGGGGAAAUUUUUUUUAGAAUGGGGUGCCAAUUUGGAUUCCCGGGCGGCACAUACCCACCCAAAAAAUACCCAUGUGCCCCCCCGGGCGUUUCUCUCCAGCAUGGCGGUUUUGCACCACGUGAAUGGCCAGCUGCAAAGGGCCGAUUCAAACAUCUCUUCACAGGUUACCCCUGCAAUUUACUUGCACAGGGUGCCCAUUAAGUGAGUGAAUUUUCUUUAAACAUUUUAUUUACAUCCAUAUUCAUUUUUCUUGUUAGGAAACCUGUAUUGAAUGAGUGUUGUUUUCAGAUAGCCUUUGACUUAUUGAUGGGAGAUUUUUCUCCAUAGGCUUGCCUCGUUGAAUAUGUCUUUUUAUUCUUCUGUCAACAGUUUAACAAACAUGCACAGAGCAGGAGCUAUCCCAGCCCUAGAAAAUCAUUCAUUGUUGAUAAAGGUUAGAAUCACUUCCAGUCUUGUUUCAUUCAUUAUCUUUUAUACACACAUUUUGUUCUUCCGUUUGAGAUGAAAUACAAAAUCAGACAAAAUUUUCCAGUUGGCUGAAGAAACUCGUGGCUUUAUUGCUCACUUUGGAAGUAGCCCGGGUCGCUGGCGGAAUUUGUUUUGCGCGUGUGAGAGUUUUGGCGGCGAAGCGGCCAUUCUAGCGGCUUUCUCUUCCAAAAGUUUCCUCGCGCGAACGAUCCCGCGGGCUACGCAGGCUAUUUGGGAGCAUACCCUUCACCACACUACCAUGAACCUGCCAGAUAUCCAGGCUACAAAAGGACUAAUCACUUUUUCUCUUGCCUGGGCUCCGUUUCUCGAAAGUUCUGGAAACGUUUCGGGCGUCGUUUCGGGCGUCGUUUCGGGCCUGAAAUCAAAUAUUUAAAUGAAAAUUUAGAGAAAAGCGCGGGUACUAUCUAACAAACCAGUCCAUUUUGUUUUUAUAGUUUCAUCAUAUUAGUGACCUUAAGCAAGGACGACGACGACGGCAGUGAAAACGUCGGUAAAAAAAAUGAAUUUGAGUUCUUUCAAACUUAAUCGCGUCUAUUUGGACCCGCUAAAUAUGUCAAAUGCGGGCGACUUUUCCUGGAGUUGAAUUCUUAAGGAUUUUAUUCAGGUUCAAAAAGAGGAAGGAAAAUUCGCCGUCGUAAGUUCUCGUUCUCCAUAAAACGGCAAAUUAGGAUGUUUCAGGUCUUAGUCGUGCAGUGGACAUCAAAGAAAUGAACUAAAAAGCGUGAUACACGUGCAGAGCUGUUGUUUUGAUCAUUAAACCUAUUGUUUUUUUGAAGUCGUCGUUGUGGUCGUCGUCGUUGUUGCUUAAGCUCCCUAAUAUCUGCCAAACUAUUCAAACGUCCAUCUUGGAUGCAAACACUAAAACAACAGCUGCUCUCUGGGCCCGUUAAAUAUGGGGACUUUGGAGAAACUGGCCCCUCUCUUGUCAUUUAAUCACCAAAAUGCCAACAACACUUUGUGCAUCUUUUCCAGGUUCUUGCUACGUGCGUGAGAAUGUGUAAAUGGGACAAAGCUCUCACAGUCAGAGCAGAAGCAGCGGAGACAUUAGGUGAGGAGUAGUCACUAGAAUUAUAAGAAAACAAGACGCUGUGAUUAGUACACAAAAAUAGAGAGCUUAAGCAUCAUGUUUAUGUCAAACCGCAAACGCGAAUUUGUACCACGUGACCAAGUUUCCCCUUUGCUUGUCGCCUACUGUUCAUUAUUUCUACGCAUAACUUAGUCGUUUCACGUAAUUUUUUAUCCAUAAGAAUUUUUUGAGCUAUUUUUAUCUGCUCAUUUUCUAAUUUGAGAAAUUCUCAACUUGAAUCUGACGUUUGUCGUAUACGUGAAGCUUGAACUCUUUAAUAUCACACCAUAGAUUCCAAGUGACAAAACUGUUACUAUUUGUAAUUGAAUAUUUCACACAGAGCCUUUACUUUGUAGGUUACAAUGUCCAAAACACUCCACCCCCCUCAAACGUGAAUUGAUACGUUUUGAGAAAGUCUAGGCUAGUGACAGGCGCACGGUUGGAACUUGAAUGAAAUCAGGGUUUGGAUGACCGACCUUCCCCCUUAACCUCCCCCCUCCCCACUCCCCCUUAUCUGAAGGUCUGAAUCCGCCACUGACACUAUGAAUGAACAAUAAAUGAAGAACAGUCUUUCACUAGAUUCAAAAUUCAAGCAAAGCAUGGUAGUACUGUUCGCUGUUUCUGGUACACGUACAUAAAUGGUCUUUAAUACUUAAACAUGACCGUUAAAAUUACUUUCGUAACUCAUAUGCCUUGUCAGUUACAAGUUACGGAGGUCUCAUUUUGCGUGGCUCCUCCUAAAAUGUUCUGUUCUUGUUUUGGUCUAGGAUUUAAUGUAGCCGAAACCAAUUUUGGAAAUGAAAACCUUUUAGGAUACAUACUGAUGAACAGUUACGAUUAAAAGAUAUUUCCAGCAACAACAAUUAGGCGUCUUUCCCCACCCCCCAGUUUGAAUUUUGUAACUGAACUCUUGCUUGGCAUCGUUUUUAUUUAGGAAUUCAGAAGAUAACGUACAUGUACACAUUUUUUUCAACUAUGAGUCCGUACAAUCGUGGUUGCAUGUUUUUCCUUUCAGCCUUUCUUAUUGAAGAAGAUACAGAACUUCAAAGGACGGCGGCCAUUUCCGAUCACUUAAUAAAAACACUGACAGGCUUUUUGGUGAAAAAUGACCUGGAUGACAGCUCCUAUGCUCUCAUGAGAGAGGUCAGUACCUUGAAAUAUAAGGGAGGGGAGGGUGGGAAUGUUAAGUGCAGUUCUAGACCUAGGAAUGUGAUCGUGAAUUGACUGACUGACUGACUACCAGUACCACCCUGGCCAUACUAGAAAAAUGACACCCCUCCCCUCCCCAUUACUUGUUUCAGAUUUGUCUCCCUUUGAUUGCAUAUACCUUAAUACCGAGGAACAGCUCUUUCUCUGUUACUGUCACUUCCAGAUAUCUCUAUCUCCACGUGCGUUAUGAGGUUUUUGUAUGUGCCUUACAUAACUGCCAACCAUUUUUGAUCCUUCACAUGGAUUAUUAUUAUUUUUUUUGCGUUGGAUCGAGCUUAGUCAGUUUUAAUUAUUUUCCGCCAGACGAAAGACAUUAGUUCGCAGUGCGAUCAAACUUUUCGAUCCUAGGUUGUCUGUUCUUUUAAACGAUUACACUUAAAAUUAUUACCUCUUUAAAUUAAAAUUUAUUAUCUUAAUUACCGCUUUCUAAGUUCGAUGGAUGAUACAGAUAUUUAACAUAUGACAAUUUAGCGAAAGUCAAGUUUGAGUGCAAUGACGAAAAAGCUUAAUAAUCAGUCGCGGGACUUAUUGUUCCCCACAUUUUGCCGCAACUUUCUCACUCGGUCGCUUACUCGAAGAAUAACGGGAACUUCUCCUUGCAAGAGAUGGCGGAACUAAGGCAAUUGCUCCAAAGUGCUUAAAACAAACAAUGGAACUGAUUACUGUGCUCUUUUUGUUUUAAUUAGAGUGCUUUUAAGGCCCUGGCGUCUGUUGGAGCGAAUGAUGAAGAUAUCCGAAAAAAGGUAAGACCACCCCUACCUUGUACUGUUCUGGCAGUGUGAUUUUGCAGAACGCCGAAUGACUCUAAAGUUUGGUGAUUAGGAUUAGGAAACUGAGUGAAUCAAGUUCGAGGCCAGUUUUCCUAGUAAUAUGUAGAUUUAGCCAAGGCUAAAAGCGAAGCUCUCGAUAAUAUUUAUAGUUUGCUCAAACAAAAGAUAAAAUCCGGUAAUGCCAAGCGGCGAAGGCAACACCGGAGAACGGUGAAAAACAACAAUAGGUCUAAUUAGCAAGAAAAACAACUUUGCACGUGCAGCACACUUUUUUUGUACAUUUCUUUGCCGUUGUUUUACACGACUACAAUGUGAAACUUCCAGAAACUUCUUAGGGCCUGGGGCCCGUUUCUCGAAAGUCCCGGUAACUUUACGGGCCCGAAAUCAAAUAUUCAAAUCGAAAUAUAAGGAAUAAGAGCGGGGUCCAGAAACUUCCAUUUUGUUUUUGUCGUGUUAUAUGCAAAACGCGUUUUAUGGAAACGAAAACGUCCGUUAAUUACGUGUUCUCCCAGCCCUGUUCACUUUUUUGGGUUUGGUUUCUUUUGUUUUCACGCCGGGGACAUUUUCAAAAGAAACCUUGCAUUGGUGGCCGUUACGCGUUUUAUGGAAAAAUGUCAUUUCACUGCGUUUUUCACCUCACCACCUCAUUUUGUCACAAAAUUUUCAUGUUGUUCUUCCAACAAAAAAAUGUCGCCUUUUUAUCUUUUAUCUUUUAUCUUCUUUUAUCUUUAUCUUUUUAUUUUUAUUUUUUGUUCUAGAUCUUCGCUUUUUUCUCGUUGCCGCGUAGUUUCUCUUUUUCUCUGUCUUUCUCCUGCUCUAUAUUCCGAAUUUGUGGACAUGACAAUUAAUCUAAGCUGCAUACUUUGGGCAACACGGAUACAGAAACAAUUUCCGCUUUCCUUUCUCGUCUUUAUUGACUCUUUAGUUGUCUGUGCUUUACAAGACGCCUGUGGCCAUGCGAUUUCCCGCCAAAAUAACGUCGAGUUGCAUUUGGGUUGCCAUACCUGUUGACUGAGUUAUUUUACAUUGGUAUGCCUGUGGUGCGGACAGGUAGUCGCUCGGGCUGUCGGUCGGUGUACGGUCACGUGAUUAUCAAAUUUUCUCGGAUGGGUAGAUUACUUCAUUUUCUUACCCAUGGUGCUCCGCUGGCGUGCUUCGCGCGCGAGAGCUCCGCUAUAAUGAACCUAAAUGGAACCUGAUUCACUCAGUUUCCUAACCCUAAUCACUGAACUUUAGAGUCAUUCAGCCGAAUAACUCUUUAGUUUAGUGAUUAGGGUUAGGAACUGAGUGAAUCAAGUUUCAGGUCCGUUUUUUAAUCACCCUAAAUGGAACCUGAUUCACUCAGUUUCCUAUUCCUCACUUAAACUCAGCGUCAUUCAGCUUUCUGCAAAAUAGGGUCGUUAAGAUCCGACGACGGCGACGGCAACGGGAACGCCACAAAAGCAAUGAGUUCAAUUAGUAAAACAACUAUUUGGCACGUGCAUCACGCAUUUUUGUACAUUUCUUUGCCGUCACUGAACGACUACGACGUGAAAAUGCCUAAUUUCCCGAUGUACAGAGGAAGUACAGAAGCGGCGACGAAAUUUCCUCUCUCUUUCUGAGCUUGAGUAUGGUUCUUAGGAAUUCAACUUUAAGAGGGCUCGCCUACAUUUGACAAAGUUAGUGACUUGGAGUAAUCGCUAUGAAGAUUGAAAGAACGCGAAUUCACUUUUUUAGCGACGUUUUCUCCGCCGUCACCGUCCUCGGAUCUUAAGGUCCCUAAUAUCCCUGCCGGUACUGUUCGCCUGUAAUGACACUUAUAUUGAUACAUCUCUGUCCAAAUUUCAGUGUUCCUACCAUUCAGAAACGUUUCCUUCAAAUGUUUUAUUUGCUUCUUGACGAUGAUUACAUUCAGUGUUCAUAUGACUGACGGGUCUUGUGGGUUUCAUGGGCGAGCAAGUUGUCUCAGAAUUCCAGAAGCCCUAACUUUAAAUUGAUGCUGAGAAAAUGAGUUUUAUUUACAUAAAAAAUGGAAAAAUAUUAAUAAUAAUUUUUUUAUUAAAGGCUCUGCACCUAGGUUUCGCGGAAAUGACUGAAGAUCCGCCAGGCCCUAUACAAGUCGUUCCUAAAGAGGAUUAGAUUAUUAAGUAUUGCAUCAUGCAUCUUUAGGGGAGCAAGGGUGGCGCAGUGGUGAGAGCACUCGCCUCCCACCAAUGUGGCCCGGGUUCAAAUCCCGGCGUCGACGCCAUAUGUGGGUUGAGUUUGUUGUUGGUUCUCUCCUUUGCUCCGAGAGGGUUUUCUCCGGGUACUCCGGUCCUCCCCUCUGCUCAAAAACCAACAUUUCCAAAUUCCAAUUCGACCAGGAAUCAGGUAGACGAAGAACCACUAUGUGGAUGUGCUACCUGCAAAUCGUUAUUUAUUUAUUUAUUUAUUUUAUUUUAUUUUUGUUUAUCCAUCCCAGCAUCACCUGCAACUUUUACUUUGCCAUUGUUUGCCGCAAAAUUUACCCGACAAGACUUAAAUCGAAUCCUAUAGGGCUUAGCUCGACUUAUAGCUCAACUAGUGUCUAAAAGAAAAACGUUGAAUGGUGUUCUGUUUCCGUGGAGAGCGAACCACUACUUUUUAUUUUUAUCAAAUACGUUAAUUGGUGAAGUAAUGAGUUUUAGAACGCAGCUUACGUUACGAGUUGUCUUUGCUAAUAAACAUGAAGUGGCAUCUUUGAGAGACAAAAGGUUUUUCCAUUACCUUAGUCCUGUCCCUCCCCCCUCCUCUUCAUCCCACAUCUGCAAAUUACCGAUUGAGUCCAAUAGUAGCCUAAGUUAUUUCCUGGGAGGCCGCUGACUGUUGUGUGGUCUUUCCUUGUAGAUAAUAGAGAUUGAGUGUACAAUGGAUCACGUGGUAUCAGGACUGGAGGAUCCCAGUACUAACGUCAAAUUAGCUGCUGUGAAGUGUCUCCACAGUCUGUCCCGCUCUGUACAGCAGCUUAGAACAAGCUUCCAGGACACAGCAGUUUGGAAACCGAUCAUGAAGCUCCUACAGGAUGCUUCCGAUAACAUGUUAACUGUGGCAUCUUCAGCGCUUUGCAAUCUCCUGUUAGAAUUCUCUCCAAGCAAAGAGGUAAUCGAAGUACGAAUCUGUCGAUCUAACCGCGUGAAACUUUUGAUGUAUAGGUUAUUUUAAGUAACUCUUCUUAAGCUGCCUCUUCACCUUCAUUUCAUACUGAAAGCAGAAACUCGAUGCAAUAGUUAAAUAAUUAAUCUGCACGUCACGUGUGCCUAUGUUUUCGUGGUUCUGCCGUUCAGCCGUUUUCGUGGCAGCCGUGCGGAACCGAUUCGUGUUUUCCCGCGCUUAGCAAGGUGUACUUGUUUUCCCACGCUUAGCAUCUCGUUGAUGUUUUCCCGCGCCUGGCACCCGGUUCAUGUUUUCCCGCGCUUGGCUUCUGGUUCAUGUUUUCCCGCGCUUGGCAGCUGGUUCAUGUUUUCCUGCGCUUAGCAACAAACACAUGCUUUCCUAAUUCCCACACGGCAUAUAAGGGUUAUUUGGCAGCCCGGGCUACUUACAAUUCACCUCAAACAUUCAGUUGGUACAAAAGUUUUUUUUCCAGGGCAAUAUUCUUGGCUUUUUGGAACGGCUGUGAAAUCCAAAUGUUUUGGAUAUGGUGGGUAAAAUUUCCAGCUGGUAUUUCCCAAACUUUGUUUUCAGUCCUGUUUUUUUUUUCUCUAUGUUUGCGCGCGCCUUGUAACCAAUCAUGUUACACUCUUGUUUCUCUUGUUUUUGUUCAACUCUUUUUCUCUGUUUUUUUUUUUUGAUAGCCCUUGUAUAUCUUGUCUUAACAACAGCCAUCUUGUGUUUUGAUUUCAAUGACGUUUUUCUCCCAAUUUAGCCCAUAUUAGAGGCUGGCGCUGUAAAUUUACUCUCAAAUCUAACCCGACGUCAAGAAACUUCUCUUCGUCUCAAUGGAGUCUGGGCGUUGAUGGUAGGUAUUGCAAAUGGUUGCCUUAGAGUUCGGAUUGUAAAUAUUAUUAAAUCUUAAUGGCUUGAUAGCUUUCAAGAGUACAAAGCCAAGGCGUCUUUUUUUCUACAAAGCUAUUCCAAUCAACCUUUCCUAAGUCACAGACGUGAGACCUCCAUUUAGGAAAUUGCUUGAACGUUUUCGCGAGCGUGCUAGGGUUCCCUUGAGUUCGCGUGUGAUCGAAAUGUUCGUCCUGAAUUCAAGAGAAUCAUUAAGGGCUUAAGUGCAUGAAAAAAAAAAAAAUGAAUAACCCGUUUGGUGUUUGGUUUUGAAAGCAUAUAAGGAGUAUAAUGAUACUUUUCCCUGGACGGAACGUCAGCACCCCGAAAACAGUGUAUCGGCGGCAGCCAUAACAAACAACCAUGAAUUUUGUUCUUCUGUUUCUACAAUAAUACUUUAAAGCGUUUUUUUAGUUUCAGCUUGAUGUGAAAAUUAAGCUCAGUGAUGAACAAGGAGUACAAUAAAAUAGAGACUUCUAUCCUAAUUUAGCUUUAGAAAAUCUCGAACAAGAAACAUCCACAUUUUUGUUUUUUUGAAGAACAUGGCGUAUCAGGCAGAUGACGUCACCAAAAACAAAAUUUUAGAGGUUUUGGGACCAGACCAGCUGUUCAAGUAAGGAGCUUAUUUCCUACACUUGUAGCCUGCGUGGCAGGCGCAAAAAGGGAAGGGGAAGGGGAGGGGACGGAGAGAAAAGCGCGAAAGGUAAAAGAGUCCUUUACCCUCCCCACCCCAUCCUUUUUUCUCUUCAUCCCAAUAUCCUCUUCCCCUUUCGACGCCUGCUACGCAGGCUAUACACUUGAAAAUUCCUUUGUUUAGUAUCCGUAAAAAAAAUAUCUCAUUAAUUCCUGAAAACAAACACUAUUUAGGAAAUCAAUGCAAGAGAUUUUUUCUCAUGUGAAUGGCCACACUAACAAAUUGUAGUAAAGCUUCCUUUUCUUGAUGGUUUCGUGGGCUAUUUUGAAAAGGGGCGGCAACGAUAUUUUGCUCUAAAGUUUUAGUGGAGAAUUACUCCAUAUGAACAUAUGGAGCCCUCGAAUUAAUCGAGUUAAUCUGGAGGCCCCAAAGUCAAUCUCCGCCCUGACUGCUACCUGGAUUCUUACAUAACAUGUAGUCGAUAGUCCAACUUCAACUUCUCGGCCUUGGUUGUUAAUAGCCAGUUGGAAUUCUUAACCUCAUGCGGGGUUGUUACUAAGAUUUCAAGUUGCCAGGUAAAUACAACAAGUAGGCGGAGAAUCAAACAGCUAGGGAUUUCUUUUGGUUCUAUUUUUCUGCUGUUUUGCGAUGAACGUAGCCGGGGGCCUCGUUCAUAGUAGCCUGGGGAAAUCCUCGGACCCUGCCUUUUAAUGACAGCCCUGCUCAUGGGCGACAAUGCAAACUACUGGUUUACCAGUAAUUGUGUUAUCCCUAUAAAGUCAGUUUUUUAUACGGUUAAAAAAUGUACUGUUGCUUGGUACACAAAUAUGGGAAGCUCAUGAUAAUAAUCUGCCAUAUUUUUGCUUUUCUAACAGCCUUCUCGAUGAUCCCGACACUCAAGUGACGAUGAAAACAUUGGGACUCAUGAGGAAUCUUUUAUCAGGAAGAGAGGUAUUGCUUUUAUUUGGUAUCCCCUGGGGCUCCCCGUGGUACGGUAGUGGGGGAGGGAAGUUUGCUUUUCUCUCUAGAAAGGUUACAUAUUCGUCAUGAAAGAUAUUAUUCAUCCUGACAUGUUUAUCAUGGUAGGCUCUUUUAUCGUUAAAGAACGAGGUGUAAUGAUACAAGACGUGGGAGUUCUUGUCUCGGGUCAUGACUAAAGGAACUAGGUAUCUUUCAUGAGUAGGGUGCUUGUCUCUGGUCAUGACUUAAAUAACGAGACAUUCACAACUAGACUUCCGGUAACUCCAGCGGACUGUAGUUGUUGACAACUGAAAUCUAGUGAAGUAUAUUGGACAUUUUUUCUAGUGACAUGCGAUGGUGUUGAAAUGCGCACAUGCACAAGCAACUUUUAACUUCUGUGUUUCUAAAAGUUCCGCUCAGUAAAUCGGCACCAUUGCCUGAUCAAGACCAGCAAUACUCGGUCGAAACGUCGCUAUCAACGCCUCAGUGACUAUCGUGCGACAAACGAUAAACGAACCCAAGCUCUUGCUUAACCCUUUAACCGCCCUAAGAGUGAUGAGCGUCAAAUUUCUCCUCGUAAUAUCACUGCUUUAUAAAACAGAGUGGUCAUGAGAAUUAAGGACAUGAUCACACAAGAUGAAUCUAAUUGAUACUUCAACAAAUUCUCCCCACUUCUUCUAUUGAAAACGUAUAGGAAUAACAAAUGAGAAUUUGAAUUUUGAUGUUAGGGUUUAAAGGGUUAAAUGGACACCCUUGGGAUCAGAAAAGGCCUCCUAUUAAUAGAGGUGUAUGUAAAGUGGCGGAUCCAGGGGAGGGGCCCGGGGGGCCCCGCCCCGCCCCUUAUUUUUGGACCAAACUGAGGCCCGAAGAGCCGAAAAAAUUUUUUGGGGAGCACCGGGCCCCCGUUAUCUCAGGGUCUGGAUGACCGCCCCCGCCUUUUAUCUGAAGGUCUGGAUUUUCUAGUGAUGUAUGUGGCUGGGACAAUGAUUAAGUGUCCGCCUACUGCAGGUUUCAUUGUAAUAUUUAAUGAUAAUAAUAAUAUAUAUUGAUUUGUAUUGCGCAAAUAUCAACCAGGAAAAAAAAAAUUCAUCUGCGCAUUACAUUGACUCAACCAAAUCGUAAAAUCCUAGUACAUAAUAAUUCCAAUUCAAAAAAUUCUAAAAACAAUAACUAAUCAAUCUUUAAAGUCCUAUUUACAAAUCGCACCUAAUAAUUUAUUAAAAAUAGUAAGUCUAAGAUUCUAAAAACAAUGACUAGUUAUUCUAAAAUCCUAUUUACAAAUCCUUCUUUAUAAAACAAUGAAAACAAUAAAGUAGCUGGGAAACGCCAUCUGAAAUAAAUGAGUUUUGAGAGCCUUUUUAAAGGCAUUAAAGGGGCUGUGUCACGGCAGUCCAGUUCAUUUUGUUUAAUUUUACCACUCAAUCGCUAUGGAACUUAAAGUAAGCAAAGAAAUUACUUGUAAAUGACACAAGCAGAGAUUCGAGACAAACAAAUGUGUCUCCUGAGCAUUAUUUUUGCAAACAGCAGAGAUCAACUUUGAAAAACUGUUAGGCUGAACAGUUUUCAAAAACCCUAAUAUCAAUCCGUUUCAAUCUUCUUCAGCUUUGCCCAUCCGUGGCAUCUGUUGUCUCUGUUGUGUUAUUUUAACCUUCCUUUAAUGAUUGAAGCGGUUAUUUUUGCGUUUCUCUUAAUUUAACGGGCAUUUUGUAAUUACCUAAUUUGGCUGAAUUUCGUGACACUGCUCCUUUAACUGAAGAUUUAUUUCUAGUAAUAAGGGGAAGAUCGUUCCAUAAUUUGGGGGCAGCCAUAUAAAAAGAUCGAUCACCAAGUGUGGAAAGAGACUUGCAUGAUGGAAUGUUAAGAAGUUUGCCGUCAUUUGAUCUUAGAUAGCACUAGUGUCUUUCAAAGAUACAAGUUCGGAAGUGUAAGUCGGAACAAUUGUAUUCGUUAUCGGUGGCUUGAUUGUAUGUUUGCCUCGUGCGUCACCCAAGAAACACAGGAAUCUUACACGUCAAGAACAACCUCUACCAUGUCACUCGGCUGGUAUGCUUUAUUAUUGAACACUCUCUCUGAGGAGCAUUCCAAACCUUUAUUACGGCAGGCACUCGACAGGUUUUUGUGACUGGGCUCCCCGUGCGAUCUUUGAGGUAGCGCGUAAAACAAUUUGUUCCAGAACCAUUUGUUGCUGAUGCUCAGAUAGGUGUUUGUGCGCAUGUACAGCUUCAUUUCGUCAUCCAGGUCGUCCAUUAUGACGUCAUCAAACAGUAUGAUGAUCAGGUAGUUUGUGCGUUCUUCUAGAACUUUCUGAUGAGCGGCGCGAAACUCGAGCAAGCACCACUCGCUCCUGAUGAAGUUUUGAGAGAGCACCAUGAGCAUGCGCUUACUUUGGUUAACACUGUUCAUGAUGUUUUCCUGUAUGGGCGCACCUGCAAGAAAAUCGCGAUCGUGGAUGCACAACUUGUAUGGAGGGUCAUGGGUUUCUAAUCGCUCUUGCAGCGUGUUUACAACCCACUCCCAAUCCGCACCGCUGUAAGAGACAAACGCGUCGUAUAUCUUAGUGGGAUCCGAGUCAUCUAUACGGUCGAACGGGUGCCAGUUGAAGUGGGUGUAUAUGAAGACUUUUACUUCGCCGCGGUACUUAUACGCUAAGAUAAAAACGACGGCACACACAACCAGAAAGCAGCCAAAAGUGAAAGCGAUUAUUUUAAAAGUCUUUUCUUUUAUUGUGGUGUGUGUGUUGUUGGAGACUUGCUUUUCUUCUUUGCAGACAAACGCCUCAUCCGGAAGAGUGUAUAUCGCUCGUCCCUGAGCGUUCUCUGAAUUACAGAGUACGUUUUCGAUGUUUUGUAUGUGCGCCUUUUUUCGUAUUAGCCAUUUCUUCAUCCAUUUUGCUCUGCAGUCGCACUUGAAGAAAUUGUGGUGCAGUGCAAGAGUUGUAAAGGUGAUAUUUUCAAUGUUCCUUGGCAAAACAGUCAGUUUAUUUGAAUCGAGAAAGAUAAUUUUAAUCCGGCGAAGCAUGCUCACUGUUGACGCGUUCAACAGUUCAAUUUUAUUAUGCGUCAAGUGUAAGGCCGUCACAUUUUCCAUAUAAGGAUACGGUGGAAUCCUCCGAAUUUUGUUGUUUUGUAACUGGAGCUCUAUCGGACCGCAUGGCACUUUGUGGGGCAUGGUGACGAGAUUCCUUCCUUUACAAUCAACUAUCACCUUUCUAUCCAAUGAACGAACGAAACACAGACAUUUUUCAGGGCAGUUUUCAAAAUCCUUCCGACUUUUAAACUGAUCUUCUUCAACCAGUAAGAUUGGUUUGUCUCUCAGUUCAAUUGGAGUCGCACAUUUCCAAGUUAAAAACUGUUCUUUUUUCACACGCUCGUCUUUUUGUAUCAGUUUCCGAAUCCAUCGAACGAGAAAAAAGAUUUUGCAGUCGCAGUGAAGGGGAUUCCCUGUCAUGUCGAUUUCGUAAACCUGUAGAAGUAGCUCGAACAAAGCAUGCUUUGUCUCGUUAAAUUCAUUGAUGUUUAUAGUGGUGAAAUUAUUGUUUGCUAAGCUGAUGUGCUUUAAACUCUCUUGUAACUUCAACUGAGGGGAACUGGCCGUUUUGCGAUGUUGGAACACAAAUGUGUUCAAGUCUAAUUUUUGUAGAACGUUGUCAAGGUCUUUAAAACUGAUCAGAUUUGACGACAAAUCAAUUUUGUUAGCCUUCCGCUGCAGUAAGAGUGACUUUGGUAGGCGAGUUAUUUUGUUGUUUUGUAGGUAAAUUUCGCGCAACGAGCUUGAAGCCAAAGCAAAAGCUUCGUCAUCAACUUGAGUGAUGUGGUUGUAUUCUAAAUGCAGAACUUCAAGGCUGUUUAGCUCGUGGAAUAAUUCCUCUCGAAUAGUGCCAAGUCUGUUAUGGUCCAAAUCAAUCCUUUUGAUCUGUCCCUGACUUUUAAAAAGUUCCUCGGGUAGUUCUGAAAUGUUGUUGUGAUCAAGUCGCAACUCCAGCAGUUCGUCAAGUCCUUGAAACAGCUGUUCCGGCAGUGUUGUUAAGCUAUUAGUGCUGAGAUCUAUCACAUGAAUCCCCUUCAAGCUGCGAAAACACGACGGCCCAACAACCCUUAAUCCAUUUCCUUCGAGGCUCAGUCUGUGCAGAAACCCAGAAAAUUCAUGCGUUGAUAAAUCUUCGAUGUUGUUGAACGCUAGAUCGAAAAAGCGUCGGUAAAUCCUCGAAUGCACGACAGUACCGUAUUGGUAGUGGUGAUUUCCAGUUUGAGUUCUUCGCAAUCCUCGUGGUAGCUGGAGGGUUGAGUUGCACCAAGGAAACACCGGUGGUUUGGUCAAGUUGUUGUGCGACAGCUCCAGUGAUUGAAGAAAGGGCAUCGUUAUUCUGAGCUCUGGUGGAAUUGAGCUGAGUUGUAAAUUGUAAAAUUGUACCUCCGCCAUUCUUGGCCAGACAUAGUUCUUAAAUACGCUGGGAAAUGUUUGUGGCUUAGAUUUAUAAAACGUAAGCGUGCCAAGAUUUUCUGCCCCUCCAAGAGAUUUAUUCGCAGGCUUUGGGUUGUUAUCUUCAAGCAAAGUGGCGUUUUCCAACAUGUAAAAUACUCGAAAGUCCGUAGCGUCUCCCCACCGAGAAAGUUCCUCGGUCGACAAACUGCAAUGUCCUCGCAUUUGCAUGUAAAGUAUAGCGUGUUUCUUUGUCACGUUUUGCGAAUUAACGAAAGCAAUAGUCGUCGGAUAAUAACAAAAAGCUCCAACGUACAACACGACGUCUUGAUCCGUCGUCAGUGUUUCCAGUAUUAAAGUCAUGUUAAUAACACAUUUGUCACGAAUCUUUUCUGGCCUAAAGAGGCACGCAACCACAUGAGUAGGAACUGAUCCGUUGACUGUUUCAAAGAAAGGCAGAGAAGGCUUUGUCAUACAUAUCGAUCCACCACAGUUUUUUAAAGGUAUGAUACCGUUUUUGUUCGCUUGGACCUCAACGAGUACCAAAAUGGCAAGAAAAAGCGUGAAGCCUUUCAUUUCCAUUGUACGCAUUGUGGUCAUCGUUGUAAUGCUCAAUCGAUGCUCAAUCCUUUCUCAAAUACGGAAUGGAUUAUCGUCUCGGAUUCCUUUAAUGCGGCGGAAACAAUUGUCUUCCGGGUAUCUGUAAGCUGCCAAAAAUAGCUGGCAAAAGCAAUAGCUUACAAAACACUAGUCGUAUUAUUUUUCUAAAGGUAAGGCUUUGACUUUUCGCACCUUUUCUGACGUAGUCUGUAUAAAAACUCGCUGCAAGCAUUUUUCCGGGUUGGUGUUUAGUUAAAUCUUGUUGUGAUCAAGUCCAAGCAGUUCGUCAGGUCCUUGAAGCAGUCAAAAAUAACUCGUUGAACUGAAAAUAAUAUCUGGCAAACUUUGUGUUGUUUCUAAAAAAAGGUCCGACCCUUGAGCUUGUCUCACGCAUGACGUAGUGUUGUUUCAGCGCGUUGAAGCGAAGUAUGUCACGCUUUGAGUAUUGCAUGUUUACUUUCAGUCUGUCGCAUUUUAUCAACCACAUCAGACUGGAUAUUCUCCAAAAAGUUUUCUUUGUUGUUACAGGCAAGAUUCGUCUUACUUGUUGAUCGCUUUCGUCAUCCUCAAAUCCUUAAGGAGAAAUUUGACAAGUCACUGGUAGAAAUAAAGGGGUUAGCUUUCUUUGUAUGGUAAAUAAAGCUAUUCUAGUGAGUAAUGAUUUGUUUGCCAAAGUCUGUGCGCAUUGCGCAGCUCUAAAUGUAUGUGUAAUUUGUAAAUGCGUGUGAGUGUAGUAACUAUGUUUAUACUACUACAUAAGAAAUUUCUGCAAUUUGAUUGGCUUAGAGCGGUGGUAUUUCAGUUUACUUUGAAAUACCUACAUGUGAAAAUUACAAAACCUUUGCGGGUAGUAGUAUAAACAAAUAACAGCAUGAUUUUUACGUGAUAUUUGGCAUAAAUACCACUCGUGAUAUUUCAAAAUUGUCUCAAAAUUUCACUCGCCUAACGGCUCCUGAAAUUACGUAUAACAAUUUCGAAAUAUCACUCGCGUUAUUUAUGCCAUAUAUAUCUACAAAUCAUGCUAUUACCUAUACUAAUAUGUCCAAACUCAAUUUGUAUGUCCAUUGUAUGGGCUCUUGUUUUUCUACAUGUUUAUGAGUUGCUGUUAGUCGCAGCACGUAAACAUCUCAACGGCAGUAGUAUUGACAUAGUUGAGCGAUUUCGCGGAUAUUUAAUCCUUUCAAUCCCUCCAAAAAAAGCCUCCCAAUCAAUUUUUCAAAAUCUUUUUUUUGUGUGUGUGAAAUCCUAAGAAAUAGGUAGUACCAUUAAACAGUUUUCAUUUGAAUGGUAACGUCAUAGGAUUUCGUCAGUCACAGAUUUAAAAGUGGUUUACGAGUAAACGGGUCGUUUAUCAGUUCUCAUAAAUUAUACAAAGCUUGGUGGGCGCUACAGAGAAAGAGAGAAUGGAUUAUCGUGUUUUCUUAUUAUAGAAUCACAAUUGCUUAAAGGGGGAUUCCCCUUCAAUAGACGUAAACGUGCUUUAUAUAGCCAUGUUUGGUAUGCGGCAUGUCUGUUUACUGAAUAAGGGGUUGGCUCAUUAAUAAAUUCCUUUACUGCUAUUUGUGUUACGAUAUUGGAGUGAAUUUUGUCCGUUUUGUGCUAAAUGUAACGCCGUCCUGUAAAAUUUUGGGCCUUCUUAUAUUGGGUAACUUGUAAAUAUGUCUUGAUCUAAUUAAUAUAAAAUAAUAAAUACAAAAUUGAAUAGCUGCCCCUUGACUAAGUUCUGAUAGGGUGGAGGAAUGGAAUAGUUAGUAGACUGGGCCGGAAGUACCUAGUCAGUCAUUCAAAAAACACUUGAUAACACUUGAUAUUUAUUCAGAUUAGUAGCCAUACAAACUGGCUACGGAGGCGGAGCUAAGAGAAACAUACAAUUAUAGAGAGGAAAACAUAACGUGCUUACCAUUUGAUAGAAAAUUUCGGAAUUUCCGGAUGGAAGGUAAAUGGUAGGGUCACUUUUCGGCAAUUUUAACCGAAAAUUGAGGAGUGCGUUUUGAGGUAGUCCGUUCAUUCCGGUUGGUACGAAUCAAGCGGAAUGUUGCUUAUCAUUUACCAGUUUCUCUGUUCCCUCUCGGUUCCAGACUCAGGCUAGACUAAUUCGCCCCUUUUUUGGAUUCAAACCGUAUUCUGCGGUAAACCAGUAAAUCGCUUACCAUUAACCUUUUGACAGACACCCCAACCGAAUUUUCCUGUCAAAUUGUAAGCACCCAUAGUCUCCUUUGCAGCCGUUUUAAUUGUGUUUACGUAACGCUAUACAAAAAAGAGGGGAAUGGUAACCAGCCUUGCGUGUCGACACAAAAAACGGCUGCAAAGGGAAACUAACUGUUUUGAGUGUGCUAUCCUAUUUUUAAUUUCAACUACGCUAUUGCGAGGAAGUCGUUCACAACAGUCCCGUAACAGAGACCUUUAGAUUCGAGGACGAGAACCACUACGAGUUCUAGAUUUGAUUUAUAGUUUUUUCGCGUCUUGUCAAAAAAGAGACACCCCGGAAUUCUUCAUUGUACUUUUUUUCACCAGAAAAGUUAGCGCUGUUAUCGUUAUUGAAGAAGAUUGAGCCCUCUCCCGAUUGCAAAAUGCUGAAACUUCUAAUAUUUGAUAACUUGUUCCCGCCACUACGACACUCGUGCUAAAACUCGUAGUAGAAUGACGACGGCUAUCACGUUUUCCCGCCAAAAUGACGCUGGUUCACGCGUGCGCACUACCUUUUAUUGAGAAAAUCUCGUACUCGUAGGCGUUCUCGUCGUAGAAUCUAAAGGUCUCUAAUACCAUUCAACACAAUACGUAACCAGUCUUACGCGCAGUCUCAAAAUAGCCAGGAAAAUUCUUCAUUAAAUCCCUUGAAGAAGGACGACUUGUCCGUCCGAAAUAUCGGGAAACCUCAAGUCGCUUUUCUGUUCGCUGUUUUGUUAUUUAUGUUUAUAUUUUUGUCUAGGAAAAGUAGCGCCGUUGUAGUACUAGAUUGUGAACAGUACCACGAGCAAUUGCUCGGUAUCAGCUACUAUUUCAUGCUUGUAGACGCCAUCUUUGAUUUUGAAAAGAGGAAUACUGGGGAGGGUAAAAAAAUGGGACCAUUAGGGUGGGUAUGGAGGGAAAAAAUGUGGGCUGUGAUUGGAGGCGAUGAAAUUUUUCUACUCUUCAGCCGAUUUGGAUAUACUUUAUGGCGGGCCGUUUUCCCACCGAGUCAAAUUCUAUAGUUUUAUAUUUUUGCAGGAGAUUUUUGGUUUGUGUAAAUAGUAAGCCCCCCCGCUACUGUCUCCUCUCUUCCCCCCCCCCCCUUAAGCUCCCUUUUUGACGCCUGCCACACAGGCUACCCAUGAAAUGCCCAACACAGUAAACUAGGGUUGUGCAGUAGGCAAAAUCAAGCUGGGCGUGGGGGGGGUUACUGCUACAACUCUCAAACAAUUCUGUUACCCGCACUCCGAGCCUCGGGUAGUUAUCUCCUUUUCCAGGUCAAUAUUGCUAGCUAUUUGACGUGAUAACGAUGUCUUAUCAAUUUUAAGGGCAAAAAUAGAACUACCAGUGGAGUGUUUGCAGUAUUGUGUUGUACGUAAGUCGUCAAAUACUGCACUAGUUUGAAUUAGCAAUAAUGACAAAAUAUUUUGAUGUUUGUUCUCUUUUGACGCAGGAUAUUGACCGUAUCAUGUUGUUACAUGGCGCUCGUGUUAUGGAGAGUGUAAAACCGAUACUGGACAGCGAAACACGCACAGAAGAUGUUAAAGAACAGGUAAAACACAAUGCAGCGUCUCUAUUACUACCGAACAAAUCGCCUGAGAAAAAAGCUAAAUUGGUUUCCCCGCGAAAUGACGCCUGAGAAACGAGUGCAGAAAUUCCAUACUGAGAAGGCGUCACUUCCAACAUCUGGAUCGUGCUUCUGAUUGAGUCACUCAGUGAAACAAAUUUCCCUCGCGGCACGACCAAUCAGAACAACUACCAAGAUCUGCGCUAGUUCCACAAAAGUCAUUUCACAGGGAAAUCAGCGGGUGUCGUCGUGAAAUGUCGGCCGUUUUCUCAGGCUAGUCAAAAAUCCAUGUCUUUUUUUACUUGUGUCUGCUCCUGCUUGCCUUGACAAGAUCUGUUUAUUUCCACAUACAAGUUCUCCAGACUGAUAUAUAUACACUUCCUUUAAGAAUUAGUUGAGAGAUUAUAAUAUAAGAUCUAGGCAUUUUCCUUUAGGUUAUCAUUUUUUUCUCAUAUUUGUUCUCUCGGCUUCGGCAAAUAAUUGAUCUGCUCGCCACAGACAAAUCACGAUAUUUUGCUCACCCUCGUCCAGUAAUUGUUAAUUAUUUUAAUCGUUUUUAUUCAACGAUUAAUGAAUGAGGCUGAGUAUCUUAUGAAGAAUUAUGGAGAUCAAGGAGGGUGUUAUCCAUCGAGGCUGUAGGCCGAGGCGGAUAACACCCUCCGAGAUCUCCAUAAUUCUUCAUAUGAUACGAAAGCCGAAUUCAAUAAUUGUUUUAUUAUUCAUCCAAAAUCAUUCCUAGUUUAAAAACAUGGCUAAAGCAUGCUUACCUCCAUCGAUCCAUCGAUAUUAAGUUCAUCUUCGAUAGUGCACGUUUAGGUUUGUGCAUCUCCGCAAAUAUUCUCCAAAUAGCAGAUGUCGCCCUUGGAGUUGUCUUCUUGCUGUUCUUGCCAUGUUUUUAGCUAUUUUUUCGCCUAGUUCUUACUCUUGAAACGAGUGAAAUGUCCGCCAUUUUUCAAGUUCACAAGCAAAACAUUUCAACCUCAUCCCCGGGUCUUCUCAGUCAACGGUACCUUAACCAGCGAAAACGCUGCAUUUUUGACGUCACUUCCUCGUUAAACACAAAAUUCUUCCAAAUUUGGUCAUCAGUAACUGGUUAUGGUGAAUUAAACGUGUGCUUUUAGCCAAUCAGAAUCGGGAAAAUAUUUCGAAUGAAUAAUAAUGUGUAUUAAUAUUGCUGGGAGGAAUUUUAUGUUGGCCACUCUUGGAACUAAUAUUGGUACUAGAGUUAAAGACGGUUAAUACGGACACCAACGGGUCAUGCGUAUAGGCUUAAAAGCAACAGAAGGAUGUUUUAAAAGUAACUCAACUAUAAUUUUAUCGUCAGCACCGAAGAAACCUUUACUUUAAAGAGUUGUAACACGUUUUGUUCUAAUACCCCUCAGCCCCGGAGCCAAGUAUGAAUUUUAGGAAUUCGAAACUGACCUAUUCCUUAGACUGUUUACACCAGUGCUGUCGCUAAAAUUUCAAGUUGCCGGGUACAUGCAAUUAGGAGGAGGAGAAUUGUACAGCUUGGAAGUUCUGGGUCAAUUUAGGUUCCUGGGAAACUGCCCACCCACCCCUCCCCUAAGCCAACAUUUUGCCCUAAUUGAGAAGUAAGUGAUAAUGUUGACUUAGGGGAGAGGUAGGUGGGCAGUUUCUCAGAGACCUAAAUUGAUCCGAAGUUCUUUUGGUUGUAUUUUCCUUCAGGGCCGAGUUGUUCAAAGCUGGGUGAAGAUAACCCAGGGUUAGUGCGAGUUUUGAAUUCAGAUUUGAAAGCUUAAAAAGCAUUUAAGUUUUAAUUCUUUUUCUCUACUAAUUGAUGAUUGGAAGUUCUAAAAAUAACAGAGAAAAUUACCCGAGAAAAUGCUUUGGAACACAAGAAAGAGAAACCCGGGUUAAAUUUAACCCCAGGUUAAGCGCUAAUCGGCUUUCGAACAACUGGGCACUGUUUCCUAUAAGAGUAGCCGGGGCUUACGUAGCCUGGAAAAAUCCCAGCCCCCGGCUCUUAGUGACAGCCCUGAGUUUACACCUCCUAUCUUUCAGUAUACCGUCCAGCUAAAGCUUGCUUUGCGUUACGGGUGGCAAUCUUGGUUUCAAAUGUACCGAGGGGAUGGACGUCGGGGUUUGUUGCACUAGUUAGAGAGAGGCGAGAAAUUUCAUGUCUCCUCCAAAACCGUCCCCCUCCCCUAAGUACACUCAUCACAUAAACACUCAUCCCCAGGCUAGACUCGGUGCAUUUGAAACCAAGAUGGCCGCCUGUAACACAAAGCGCUCGAUCUCGACGGUCUUAUGGAAAAACAGAGGACUUUGAACCCCGGAGGGGGUGGCUACUGCCAUAUAUGGGCUAUAUAGGUAUGUGCCGCUGUGAACGGUAUGGUUUUCAAGCAGUUUACUCUAGGAUAGGGUAUGGGUAUUAUUUUUCAGGAAAUCAGUCGGUUGAAGAUUUUAUCUAGACUAGGGAUUGUGGUGUAAGGUUUUGUUUUGGCUAGACUGUGCUAGUGACCUCAGUAGUUUCUGGAAAACAGCUACUCUAGGAAAAAGGAUAGUUUACUCUAGACAAAAUUUAGAACUAGUGUUAUAGGUUAAGGGUUCCUUUCCAGCCCCACCCACAAAUUUCCCCCCGGGCUUUGAACAGUGUUACUUGUUCCUUUGCUUCCACAGGCUCUGUGCGUAAUCGCCAACAUCGCUAAUGGCUCAACAGCUAAAGAAUUCGUAAUGGGUGAUGAAAGCUUGCUAAAAAGACUGAUGCAGUAUAUGAUGAAUGAUAGCGUCAAGUUACAAAUGGCUGCCACGUACUGCGUGUCCAACCUCGUGUGGAGCACAGAAGAAGGCGCUGUUGAACGGCAGCAAAAACUCCGCGAUCUGGGCGUACAGAAGCUUCUACAGUCUCUACUAACAACGUCUGAUGUCAACCUCUUUGAGAGGUAG